Messenger RNA from Yamadazyma jaroonii, 663 nucleotides. The record is from the annotation of a GenBank genome assembly. NCBI's taxonomy places the organism in Eukaryota, Fungi, Ascomycota, Pichiomycetes, Serinales, Debaryomycetaceae.
AUGAAGUUUUUCCAUCGUUACAAUGAAUUAUUGAAGAAGUAUCCUUACAGAACCAACAUGAUCACCACUGGGAUCUUGAUGGGAGUCGGUGAUAGUGUAGCUCAAAGAUUUUUCAAUCAUGAAGAUGAAAAUGGUAAUAGACCACCUUAUGAUCCAUUGAGAACAAUGAGAGCUUGGUGUUAUGGAAGUUUUAUUUUCUCUCCAUUAGCUGUUUUCUGGUAUGGUAAGACCUUACCUUUCAUCAAAAAUCCUUUCGUUUCAGCCAUUAAAAGAGAAGCUUGGUCAGGUAAAAGAAUAGAAGCUUUUGAUAUUGGUUUCAGAAUUGGUAUUGAUCAAUUGAUCUUACCUGGACUUGUUUGGAUCCCUUUAUAUAAUGCAUCUAUGACAUUAUUAGCAUUCAGAGAAGAUCCUUUUAAUGUUAUCAAAGAAAAAUUAGAGAAAAAUUGGUGGAAUGUAUUGAAAACCAGUUGGUCAGUAUGGCCAAUUUUCCAAUUGAUCUCAUUCACAGUGAUUCCAAUCCAUUUGAGAGUUUUUGCUUCAAAUAUCUGUUCUAUUGGAUGGAACUGUUUCUUAAGUACUGUCCAUAACGCUAAGCAUCAUUAUAAGAACAAAUUCUUAGAGACAGUACAUGAAUUAGAUGAAUCAAAUGUGAAUUUUUCAUAA